Messenger RNA from Callorhinchus milii (elephant shark), 12698 nucleotides. Its product is annotated as vacuolar protein sorting-associated protein 13B. The record is from RefSeq and is a predicted model, not a curated record. Lineage: Eukaryota; Metazoa; Chordata; Chondrichthyes; Chimaeriformes; Callorhinchidae.
GAGUUGCGUUGGUGACAGGAGAGCCAUUGGAAGAGGCGGCGGCGGUUUAACGUGAAACAGCGAGGAAUUGGGAAGAACAGCGGCUCCUCCACACGGUGCGUGUGUCAGCAAAUGGCUGACGUGGACGCGGCUCCUCAAUGACAGGCAGUGCUGCUGUGAGCCUCGGAGGAAGAGAAGGAGGAAUAGGAGUGGUCGAACCUUUCUAGGAUGUUGGAGUCAUAUGUGACUCCGAUCUUGAUGAGCUAUGUAGAUCGUUACAUCAAGAAUCUGAAGCCAUCAGACCUACAGCUGUCACUAUGGGGAGGUGACGUGGUUCUGAGUAAACUUGAACUGAAACUCGAUGUUUUAGAGCAGGAGCUGAAGUUGCCUUUUACUUUCUUGAGUGGACAUAUUCACGAGCUGAGGAUCCAUGUACCAUGGACAAAGCUGGGGUCCGAGGCAGUUGUUAUCACCAUAAACACUAUGGAAUGUAUCUUGAAGCUAAAGGAUGGUGUACAGGAUGAUCAUGAGAGUUGUGGCUCCAGCUCAACCAACCGCAGCACCACAGAGAGCAUAAAAUCAUUAGCUAAAGCUCGUCGGAUCCAGCAAGUGGCCCCAACUGACCCUGACUUACCCCCAGGUUAUGUGCAGAGCCUGAUUAGACGUGUUGUGAACAAUGUAAACAUCGUAGUGAAUAACCUCAUCUUGAAGUAUGUGGAGGAUGACAUUGUCCUGUCGGUCAACAUUACAUCAGCAGAAUGUUACACAGUGGAUGAGUUCUGGGAUCGAGCAUUCAUGGACAUCUCAGCUCCUGAAUUGGUAUUGAGAAAGGUGAUCAAGUUCUCCGAUUGCACCGUUUGCUUGGACAAGCGAAGUGCAAGUGGAAAGAUCGAGUUCUACCAGGACCCUCUGCUCUACAAAUGCUCCUUUUGCACCCGAAUGCACUUUACGUAUGACAACCUAAACUCCAAAAUCCCAGCAGUUAUCAAAAUCCAAGCUUUUGUUGAAAGCCUGAAGCUCUCAGUCACCGAUCAACAACUUCCUAUGCUUAUCCGUAUAAUUCAGCUUGGGAUUGCCCUCUACUACGGUGAAAUAUGUUCCUACAAAGAAGAAGUAGAAGAAACAAGUUUGAAUAACAAGGAAAUGCCCAUUACCCUCACUGGUGGUGAAUCUGAAGUUGGGACACAAGGACCACAUCCAAUCCCAUACCAGACUGUGGAGGGCCUGCAGUAUCAGCAGCAGUUUGAUGAUGAUGAUCAGGGCUGGGUGUCUUGGGCGUGGUCACUUGUUCCUGCUCUGGUGAGCUAUUCUGAAGAGGGAGAUGAGAAUUUUGAAGUCGAUGAAAAUGGGGCUGAAAUAAAUCGUCAAAUAUCCCAACCACCCAAGGAUCCCAUCGUAGCUGUGGGAUUUUACUGCACUAAAGCCACCGUCACUUUUAAGUUGACAGAAAUGCAAACUGAAAGCAGCUAUUACAGCCCUCAGAAAGUGAAAUCAAAAGAAGUGCUUUGCUGGGAGCAAGAAGGGACUACUGUUGAGGUUCUGAUUAUGGGAGAGCCUUUCUUCAAUUGUCAGAUGGGAUUUGUGAGCUGCAGAGCAUUGUGCCUUAAAGGAAUAAUGGGUUUAAAAGACUUUGAAGAAAAUAUGAACAGAAGUGAAAUUGAAGCGUGUUUCUUCAGCUGUGGUGAAAGUCUGAACAGUAAAGGAUUAACAUACCUUACCAAUUCUCUGUUUGAUUACCGAAGCCCAGAAAAUAAUGGAGUUCGGGCAGAGUUUAUUUUGGAUGCUGCUCAACACAAGGAGACGUACACAGAGAUAGCUGGUGUACAGCGCUUUGGGGCCUUCUACAUGGAUUACCUGUAUACAAUGGAGUGCAGUAAUGGCAAGGAUUCAGGAGGUCAACAGCAGGAUGCUCCCACAAACAAAAAUGAAAAUACGAGCGGCAUGCAGGAGAUAUCCACCAAACGCCUGGUGGUGGGUCCAAUGGCACUUCACCUGGACAGCAGCUCGGUUCAUAGAAUGUUGAAGAUGGUGGCAUGUGGUUUGGACCAUGAAUAUGAACCAUACAGCAAGCCCAAUCCAGAAAUUGUGGAUGAGAACAGAACACUGCCAAGCCCAGAGGAGAUAGCUGCUUUAGAAGAGUACAUCCCAACAAGAUUAACAUGUGUUACUAUUUUAAAAAGUACUAUUACUGUCACUCUGGCUGAGUUCAAUCUGUUGGACAGCUUACUUCCUAUAAUUUUAGGCCGCAAGGCUUCAACAUCUAGCAUAAACACAACACGUUUCCAGCUAUUGCGACCCCUUCCCGCUCUGAGGAUUGAGGUGGACAAGGUCAGUCUAGAGCAUUCGGUGCCAAUGUAUGCUGGACAACUUGUGCCUGCUGUCAGCAGCGUUAGCCAGCCCUCCGACAACCUUCUACACCACUGCUACGCACACUGUUAUGUUAAGAUAUUUGGUUUCCAGGCAGGCGUGACCUCUUUAGAUAACGGGGGAUCAUUCUGCCCCCUUUCUCCAGUCAUCCCGCCUUUCAGCACAGCUUUCUACGGCAAAUUACUCCGACUUCCGACGUACUGGCUGAAGCGAUCAUUUGUCCCUACAACCGAGUGUAUAUUUGAAUUGCCCACUCUGACACUACAAGCCACAAGAGCACAGACACUGCUCCUGCAAGCCAUUCUACAGAGCUGGACACACAAUAUGGGAGCAGGAGCAUCAAUCCCAGUGGAUGAAGCCUUACUCAAUGAAAUCUUCAAACCUUCAGGUGUGAAAUCCCAGAAUCCACUGCCAACUCUUGAGGGUUCCAUCCAAAACGUUGAGUUGAAGUACUGUAGCACAUCAUUGGUAAAAUGUGUUUCGGGGACCAUGGGAUCAAUAAAAGUGUGUGCCAAAGUCCCAGGAAGACAUGGUGGUGCAAAGGAGAAACUGAUUCCUCUAAUACAAGGGCCUUCAGACACACGAGAAUUGCAUAAGAGCAAAUGGCUGAAUGAAAGUAGAAAACCCGAGUCUCUAUUAGCGCCUGACCUCAUCGCUUUCACGGCCCAGAUUCCUCAGCAAAUGGAUAGCUGCUACAACUCUGGUGCUGUGCUUUUGGCUAGUGUGCAGGGAAUUGCAAUCAAUGUGGACCCCAUCUUCUACAUGUGGCUUCUUCACCAGCCUCAGAAAGGGAAUGCAAAACAUGGGCAACAGCAGCCUGCAGGAGCUGUUCAGUUAGUGAUGCCAGCAGCGAGGAAGAGGGAUGAUGAGAUAUCUGUUGGAAGCACGCCUUUGGCAAUGCAACAGUCGAAUCAGGCCUCGGAAUAUGCCAGCAGCCCUGUCAAAACAAAAACCAUCACAGAAUCUCGCCCGCUCACCGUACCGAUCAAAGUAAUGCAGAGUUUCUCUGAAGAAUGGAGCAGCCCAGAGGAGAGAAUGAAACAGCUCAUUGGAUGUGCAUGGGAUGCUGUCAAAUGCCUUACAUUGCAGCUGGAGAUCCAAUCGUGUUGCGUGUUUUUUCCGAAUGACAGCCUGCCCUCGCCCAGUACCAUUGUGGCUGGUGACAUUCCUGGGACAGUGAGAAGCUGGUACCACACGGAGGCAAACAUGCCUGGGACAUUGGUCAUCUGCCUACCCCAGAUAAAGGUGAUCAGCGCAGGCCACAAGUCCCUGGAACCACUUCAAGAGAUUCCCUUUGUUGUUUCAAGGCCCAUUCUCGAAGAAGGUGAUGCCUUCCCCUGGACGAUUGGUCUGAGCCAGUUCAGCGUCUACACUUUGCUUGGAUGGCAGAAGGCACGUAACCUCAUAGAACCCAUGGGCUGCACUUCAACUCUGGCUAUCACAUCACAGAAACUUCAAGCCUGCGGCCCGGAAAGCAGACAUUCAUUUGUUGUCUGUCUCCACGUGGACCUGGAGUCUCUGGAGAUAAAAUGCUCCAAUCCCCAGGUUCAGCUGUUGUAUGAGCUGGCACACAGCAUGAACAAUGCCUGGGAUAAAAUACAGAAGAAAGGCAUAUUGCGUCAGGCAUCCGUGUAUCCUGAGCCAGUGGUGGGACCCUUGCCGGGGUCACCGGUGAGGAGCAGUGUCAGCACAGCACCCCCGGAUGCCAGCACCUGUAGCCCUUCGGCAGAUAUUGGCACCACCACAGAGGGUGAUUCAGUACAACCGGGGGAUGAAUGUCUAUUUUCUGACUCUUCCACCUUGGAGCAGAAGACCAGCAACAUCGGGGGCAGCAGUGGGUGCAUCAGUCUAUGGAUGCAAUGGAUGUUACCCAAAAUAACAGUCAAACUGUUCGCACAUGAAGCCAUCAAGAAGGGCGCAGAUAUCUGCAUCCUUGGUGAAUUGGAAGAUCUGAGUGCCUCAGUGGAUAUCCAAGAUGUUUACACAAAACUCAAGUGCAAAGUUGGGAGUUUCAAUAUCGAUCACUACAAGUACAGGCCAGGUGAAGGCUGGCAGACAGGACAGUUUGAUGGACUCCUUCUGCAAUGCAAAGAAAAACCUGGGACGGCAGCCAAGCUCCUCGAGGGUUCCCACCAGCAGCACGGGUUCCUCUCUCUCACGUACACCAAAGCGGUCACACGGAACGUCAGGCACAAGCUGACCUCGAGGUCGGAGCGGGUCUCCCGCAGUUUGCACAGGCUGGCGGAGGGGGCGGUGGACAGCUCUCCCCAGCACCUGCACGAGAUCCUGCUCAGCGCGCAGCCGUUCGACGUGGUGCUGUCUUUCCCGUUGCUUUACACAGCGGCCAGUAUAUUCCAGGCAAAGCUGCCCAAGAAGCCAAAGGCAAAGAGGAAGUCAACCGGCCAGCCCAUGAGGGCACAUAGCCUGACGUCACGAGACCUGCCACUGAUCUACCUCAACAGCAGCGUCAUCCGAGUCUUUUUUCCCAGAGGAGAGGAGGACACACGGCAACAGGGAGGAGGGCCACAGACUGAAGAAGAUACUCUCGUACUUAAAAUUGGCUCUGUCUGCAUGGCUCCACAGGCUGACAACCCACUCAGCAGAACAGUCCUGAGGAAGGACAUUUACCAGAGAGCUCUCAAUUUGGGAAUAUUACGUGAUCCAGGAUCAGAAGUCGAAGACAGACAGUACCAGAUAGACCUGCAGUCUAUGAGUAUUGGCACUGCGUUCUGGGAUCAGCUGAAGCCUGAAAAGGAAGUUGGGAAAGGAGGAUUGUCCACAGACAGUGAAAGGAACUAUCAGAAUCCAGCACUUGAAUGGAACAUGGCCAGUAGUAUUAGACGUCACCAAGAGCGAAGGGCAAUUUUAACACCAAUUUUGACCGAUUUCAGUGUACGAAUAACAGCUGCUCCUGCGAUCCUGUUCACCAGGCAGUUAUCACCAGAGAACACGCAAACUGAGGAAAUUGUCGUGUGUGGUCAUUCAUUGGAAGUCAAUGUUACCACAAGCCUGGACUUCUUCCUCAGUGUGGCUCAAGUCCAGCUCUUACAGCAAUUAGUGCAAGCCAAUAUGGUGGACUUGGAGCUGCCAGACAAGACAACCGAGAUCUGUAAACAAGAGCGGAAGAAAAGCACCACUCCAGAAGGCAGUGGUGUGGACUGUUCCUCACGGCACAGUGGUGCCCAGGACAGUGGUAUCGGGAGUGACAGCGCCCGAAUUCAGAUCGUUCAGAUCGAGCAGCAGAGUGGCACAAGCCAUCACCGGCUCGCCAGACCCUCGCGCCAGUCUUCCAUCGUGAAGAACUUAAACUUUAUUCCCUUUGACGUGUUCGUCACUGCCAGCCGUAUCUCAUUCAUGACAUACUCGUGCACGGUUAGCUCCGAAGUCCAAGAGCAAGUGAGGCAGCAGAAGGAGGGCGACAAAAUGGCCAAGAGCGUGGCAAAGCCCCAGGUUGUUGAAGCGGACAUUGCCCCACAGGGAAAAUCUUCCCCGUCGCGGAUCGCAGUGCUGACUGCCGAGGACCUCCUGAACAGUAACAGCUCACUUCCCUCUGAGAAGCUUGCCACUCGCCUGUCAUUUGAGAGCCUUCUUGCACCGAGCAGGUCCUCCGCGCGACAAGCCCUCGGCAUCACCAUAGUCCGACAGCCAGGCCGAAGAGGCGCGAGCGAUCUUCAACUGGAGCCCUUCUUGUACUUGGUGCUGUCCCAACCUUCGCUGCUGUUGAGUUGCCACCAUCGAAAACAGAAGGUGGAACUGUCGCUAUUCGAUGCGACGCUGAAGGCGGUAGCACCAGAUUACAAAUGCAUGGAUGCUGGAAAAACUCUACCAGAAUCUCUGGAUUACAGUGUAUGCUGGCUGCAGACUGUUGCUGGUGAGGUUGACCUCAAAGCUGGCAUUCCUCCACCAUUCAUCUCUCUGCAACUUAAAGACUUUCUCAACGGGCCAGCUGAAAUUCAUUUGGAUUUCUCACGUCCAUGGAAAGCAAACCUCAGCCUUGUCAAACUGGAUCAAGUAACUCAUUUCUUGAAGAGGAUUCUACCCAGAUACGGCUCUGAAAUCCCAGCCAAAGCCGCUGUGCCCCCGGAAACCUUUCCCAGUGAAGAGAAGACGCCUGCGUCAGGAUGCGGUACGAGGGCUGAAUCCGGUUCGCAGGGAUACACCUCGUUCGCGGAGCGGCUGAUGGGCCAUGGAAGCGUUUGGAAAACUUUGUCUUUCUUUCAAAAGUUUUCCGUCCACACAGCUCAGAUCGUCGUCAUCAUGGAGACCGUGCCUCACCCCAACAGCCCUUGCCUUCUGGCGUCUCUCACGAGCCUGAAAGGCAGCCUGUAUACAAAAGCAGGUCCCAAAAGCACAGGAAUGAUCCAAGGUGCCACAUUUGCACUUCAGCUGAAAGAUCUGCUCAUAAAAACAUGCCUCAGAGACAGAAACAGAACCCUAAUUGGACCAUUCUGUUGCACUGUGGAAGUGGAAGCCAAAUGGUGCAGGCACAGCGGCAAUCCCGACCCACAUCACUUCAUUCCGAAAGUGCUGGUUGACUUGAAAGCUGGACUGAUCCAGGUCUUCUGGGGCCAAGAGCAUCUGAACUGCCUGACCCAGGUACAACAACUGCUCCAAGCCUAUCUCCAGCGAGAGGCCAAGACUCGAACACCAGACCACAGACAUCAACCGUCACCUGCUGUGAGUAGAUAUCAGGCUUCCAAGACUGAGCACACUUUGGAUGACUUGAGAACAGGCCAGUUACAGUACAUUCAAGAUGCAGAUGUCGAGAAAUUGCCGAACCCCUACGAAGUGGUAUUUUACAAUGAGACUGAUGAGCGGCCUGGAAUGAUGAUGUGGAGGUAUCCUGAGCCCCGGGCCUUAUCUCUUGUUAGAAUCAACCCGGUUCCUUUCAACACAACGGAAGAUCCAGACAUCAGCACAGCUGAUCUUGGAGACGUCCUUCAGGUGCCGUGCAGUCUUGAGUACUGGGAUGAGCUCCAACAAAUGUUUGUCAAUUACCGCGAGUUCAGCCUUUCUGAAAGCAAAGCGUGUGAACUUCAGCUUCCCAGCAUCACCUUAGCCAAUGACCAGAAAGAACUUAUUGCCUCUGACCUUUGGAGAGUUGUCCUGAAUGGCAAUCAAGAAGUCACAGAAGAACAGAGCUGUGAUGGUGAGUCUGGCUCCCAAAGUAUCUGUGACCAGCUCGUAUCUCCAAUGGCAUUGGCAGCCUGCACCAGGAUUGAUUCAUGUUUUGCCCCUUGGUUUGUGCCUUCUCUGGGUCUGUCAGUGCAGUUUGCCCAGAUCGAACUUCAUCUCUGCCAUCACUUGGACCAACUGGGCACAGUGCAGCCCAGACGUCUCCAGCCAUUCAUCCCUGAUAGAAAGGUGCCUGUGGAGCAGGAAUACAUGGCCGUGUGUCUGAAGAACCCAUGUUUCUAUGUGCGGCAGUGGUCUGAUGGCCCAGUCUGCCAGGAACUCCAGUUCUCUUUGGUUGCUGACUGUAAACUGCUGGAGUACCGCAAUCUAACCAUGCUGAGCAUCGUGAAACCCUUCACCCUCCGCGGGCAAGUGGCCCUGAGCAACAGCUCCAUCGAACGCUUGAUCGACGGAAACCUGUUUGUGGAUCCCGUUUUCAUCAACGUCGGACAGCAUGCGAUUCAUUCGCUGGACACGGCAGUUCACGCUUGGAAGCAGAACCGAAAUCCGGAGGCAGAGGAAUUGGUCUUCAGCCACUUUGUGAUCUGUAAUGACACUCAGGAGACACUGCGGUUUGGCCAGGUGGAUACCGAUGAAAAUAUUUUGUUGGCUACACAGCAUAGCCAUCAGUACAGCUGGCGUUCACACAAGUCCCCACAGCUGCUGCACAUCUGUAUCGAAGGCUGGGGAAACUGGCGCUGGUCCGAGCCAUUCAGCGUGGACAACAUAGGCACAUUUGUCAGAAGUAUCCAGUACAAGGGAAGAACAGCAUCACUGAUCAUCAAAGUGCAGCAAUUUAAUGGCGUGCAAAAACAAAUAAUAAUCAGUGGCAGACAAGUCAUCUGCAGCUAUUUGAAUCAGGACAUCGAUCUGAAGGUUGUGCAGCGCUACAUUGGGCAGGAUGGCCAGGCGCUGAUCAAGGAACAUUUUGGCUGCCUACCAUCGAAACAAAAGAUGCCAUCAUUUGUUCUUGAAAGCAGCGAACUGACCGAGCUGUCCCUUAGGGUCAAAGGCAGCGAUGUUGGCUGGUCAAGCGACGUGUGCUUGGAGCCUCCUCAUUCUGAAGACAGCAGAGUUGUCCAGGUCCCGUGUUUAGAUGGUUCCAUGUUACACGUGUGGUGCACGUUUCUUAGCCUGGACGCAGACUUUCCAGUGGAGCAGAGGGUGCUCGUGUUCAGUCCCCUCUUUGUCAUGAGGAGUCAUCUCCCCGAUCCCAUUAUUCUGCAUGUUGAGAAACGCAGUUUGGGAUUGAAAGACCCUCAGCUCAUUGCUGGACAAGGACAAGAGAAGCCGCUUCUGAAUGUCGAAGCUGAAAUUAUGCACCACUUGACAUUUCAAGCCAGAGAGGAAGAUGAAGCAUCUCAAUGUGCCGUCCCUAUCUCGACGGCUCUUAUUAGACAAAUUGUUGGCCGGUCACAAGGUGAUUGCGCUGUCAACAAGUUGCUUCGCGAGAUCUACAAUCGCGAUGCUGAUGUACCUACACCGUGGCCCUACAUAACAAAGCAAACUGACAGCAAGAGUGGUGGAGAGCAGCUUGCUCAAUGGGACAGUCCCAUGCAAGUCAAGCUGUCAGCCUGGAAACCUUGUCUGAACACACUCCUGGUCGAACUGCUACCUUGGGCUUUGCUCGUCAACAAGUCCAAAUGGGACCUCUGGCUCUUCGAAGGAGAGAAGAUAGUUGUGCAGGUUCCUACUGGGAAAGUUGUGGUACCACCAAACUUUCGGGAACCUUUUCAAAUCGGUAUCUACUGGGCCAACACUAAUACUGUGCACAAAUCAACAGCAAUCCACCUCGUCCACGACAUCACCUCCCCAAAGUGGAAGGACCAUCCCAGCAAUGAGGUUAUCACGCUGGAUGAGGAAGGGAUCGUUGAUGCCGAUGUGAAGCUUGGGACGUUUUCAGGUCGUCAGAAGUUGUGCCAGUUCUGCAUUUCUUCAGUGGUCCGACAUGGCAUUCAGAUCCUUCUGAUUGAGGACAAGACAGUUAUUGUGAACAACACUCAGCAUAAAAUCCACUACAGGCCUGUGCUGGUCUUCCCGGAGAUGGCUAACCGAGAGGAGUACGUCUACACGGCAGACAGUGCAGUGUUCAGCAUCGGACCGGCCAGAGACCGCAUCCCUCCAACCCCAGUUUCCAUUCCUUGCUGGGACUUCAACAUCGAUGUGAACCAGUCGGAUUUAAACCUCCCACAACCCCAAAAGCAUCUGUUUCUCGGUGUUUCUCCCAACGUCAGUGCCAGCAGCUGCCAGUACUGGAGUCUGCCAGCGAUGGUUCGACCGGAUUUCCCGAGGCAGAGCAUUGCAGUGCCCCUUGCAGAUCUCAGUGAAAAUGGAUUUUGUACCAGAGCCAUAGUGAUAACUCACCAAGAACAUCUCGGAGUCACCUACCUGACAGUGAAUGAAGACCCCAGCCCCAGGAUGUUUAUCCACAACAGGUGUUCUGCCACUAUCAUAAUGAAAGAGAAUAUCAGAGAUACUCCAAAAUGUACGGUUCACCGGCAAAUGAUUCCUGGCGAGUCUUCCCUUCACCAUGAGCUGUAUCAUCAAGUCUGGAGUUUCCCUGACUGCAAGGCUAAAGAGACUUUGCCCAGUGUUGUCAUCAGCAUGAUACCCUCACCUGAGCUCGCUGAGGAAUGGAGCGAUGCCGUUGAUCUGAAUAGUCCUGGCACUCAGGUGGUGUUUCUACCAAGUUACGGUUGCGUAUACGUGGAUAUCGUUCAUUACUCAAGCACUAUCACUAUGACCUUGGCUCCGGAAGGAAGAGCUGGGCCUGUACUGACCAGUCUUCAUGGAAUGAUGAAGCAGACCAUUGUGAUGAGGUUGCUGGUCUCUCAGGCGAGCCUCACUGUUAAUGACGACGUGACCAAUCACAGCAAAUCAUCCGAGCUACUACGCCUGACACUGGACAACGUGCUGUUGAACCUCGCGCCGGUGGUGAACCAUUCCCGGCCCCUUCCCGGGAAUUCCGGGGAGCCCAGCGACGGGGUCUCGGAGCUCUACAUGCUAGAGUUCUGCACCGGGGACCUGCAGGUCGACAACCAACUUUAUCACAAAGCCAGCUUCCACUUCCCCGCCCUGCUCUGCCAGGAGCUCAAACCAGACACCCCCCAGUGGAAAGCGGGACCGAAUUCUGCACCGUCAACAAAGGAGCUCGAUGACUACAGGCAGCGCUGUUUCCUGAAAGUCUGCGUCCUCUUAAGAGAGCAGAACUUCGUGUUCACCAUGAGCGAAACAGACUUUGAAUUGAAACCUGCCAGGCUGUACGUAGAAGACACCUUCGUUUACUAUGUCAAGACUCUCUUUAACACAUAUAUCCCCGAGACUGGAUUGGGCAGGAAGCCGGGCAGGACACCUCGCUGCCUGGGGGAGCUUGCUGUACCCGAGCAGGUGCUGAAUGCAACAAAUGCUUUGGUGAAUCCGGUCAAACUGCAGAGGCUCACAAUCCAACCAGUCAGCUUGCUGGUCAGUGUCCACGCCUCAAUAAAGCUGUACAUUGCUUCGGACCACGCUCCCCUUUCCUUCUCUCUUUUUGAGCGGGGAUCCAUCUACACUACACCGAGACAGCUGAUCCACGCACUCGCCAUGCACUAUGCUGCUGGGGCUCUAUUCCGUGCAGGCUGGGUUGUCGGUUCCCUGGAGAUCCUUGGAAGCCCGGCUAAUUUGGUGAGAAGUAUAGGUAACGGAAUAGCCGAUUUCUUCAGGCUUCCCUAUGAGGGGCUGACCCGAGGCCCAGGUGCCUUUGUCAGCGGAGUCUCCAGAGGAACAACUUCGUUCGUCAAACAUAUUUCCAAAGGUACUCUGACGUCAAUUACCAACCUGGCGACAAGUUUGGCUCGCAACAUGGAUCGUCUAUCCCUGGACGAAGAGCACUACAAUCGACAAGAGGAGUGGAGGAGACAGCUUCCAGACAGCCUGGGGGAAGGCCUGAGGCAAGGUCUAUCGCGCCUGGGAAUCAGCUUGCUGGGUGCAAUUGCCGGUAUUAUAGAUCAGCCGAUGCAGAAUUUCCAGAGGACGUCCGAGGGGCAGGUGUCAGCGGGCCGCAAAGCCAAGGACGUCAUCUCUGGGGUGGGGAAGGGCAUUGUGGGCGUUUUCACCAAACCCAUCGGAGGAGCAGCUGAAUUGGUCUCACAAACUGGCUAUGGUAUUUUACACGGAGCUGGACUUUCUCAACUUCCCAAACAGAGGUUUCACCCUGCUGAACAGCUCGCUGACCAGGCACCAAACAGCCACGUCAAAUAUGUCUGGAAAAUGCUGCAAUCGUUGGGCAGGCCUGAAGUCUUUAUGGCCUUGGAUGUAGUUAUCGUGAGCAACUCGGGCCAAGAGCACCAAGGCUGCUUGCUGCUCACCUCUGACGUGCUGUUUGUGGUCAGUGUCAGCGAGGACACGCAGCAGCAAGCGUUCCCCGUCACCGAGAUCGAGUGCGACUUCAUCCCAAAGAAGCAAAACCAGCUCCAAGUCGUCCUCAAACAGCAAAGGGUGUCUUACGAUGCAGAGGGAGACGGGGUGAGAGAAAGACUGUCCGAACAGCAGUACGAGCGGUUGGUGGAUUACGUUACCAGGACGUCACAUUACAUGGUGCCCAGCAGCUCAGCCUUGCAAACGGCAUCUCAAGUGGUGGUGGCGGAUCCCCCCGCCACCAGGACCAAGACAUACCAGUACCUGGUGGAUCAUCACUGUGCGGCUGUGUUUGUGAGCAAGUUUGCCAUGGUGAAGAGCAAGGCUCUGCGGAAGGGAUUUUAUUAGGUCUGACGGGGUGGGGGUGGGGUGGGGGUGGGAAGGUGAGAAAGGUCUUUGUGAUUCCAAAGCAUUGCAAUUUUUCUGGUUAAGUAAUUGGCUUCCCGUGGCUGUUUAACACCGGGCUUCGACUAAAACCUCUGUGCUCAGCGUCAGUCUGUUUACAUGAUUUUACGUACGUUUUGCCUUUCUCAAUAAUGCCUGUGGUUAAAUCAGCUCCGAUAAACCCCAUCCCCCACCCCCCCAACCCCCCCUCUCCCCCAGUACGACACUGAAUAAAAACGAUCGAGUUUAUGUAUUCACAGAGGAGCGAGGACAGCUUUGUGAGACGUCUGCCACCAUUUAACACGUUUUAUUAUUUCCCACAAAGCGUACUUCAGCGAAAGAAUCAUUCAUAUGACUUAAACGCAAAAAUAUUUAAGGUAAAUAAAUUUUUACAAAAA